This is a messenger RNA of Mycena citricolor, 2800 nucleotides long. The record is from the annotation of a GenBank genome assembly. Lineage: Eukaryota; Fungi; Basidiomycota; Agaricomycetes; Agaricales; Mycenaceae.
UCUACAUCAAGGCGCUUGUCUUCAGCUCUAACGUCCAUCUGCAGUCUCUAAUUUCGGUCGAGCAGACACAAGGCAUUCCCCGAACCACUUCAAGGACGUGAAAUGCUCGGCGACGACGAGGAUGUGUUUGACAGUGUGACUUGGGAGUCGCCCUCGGCACCACCAUACGAAACGCCUCGUGAGGGACCAGGUCCUUCUGGUCCUGGCUUUCGUCAGAGCACAUCGGACAGCGGCGAACCUAAUGAUCCAAAGUGGGAGGGCUACCUCAUCACCUCCGUAUCGGACCCGGUGAAGGAGCUUGCGGAAACGAAGGACGCCUAUGUCUCCUACCUCGUCUCGGCAAAGACGAACUUGCGUAUAUUCUCAUCGAAAACGCCAUCUGCGCGCAGACGGUUUCAGGAUUUCGUGUUCCUCAGAGAGAACCUGGCUCGAGAUUUCCCUGCAUGCGUCGUCCCUCCUCUCCCCGACAAGCACCGGCUAGAAUACAUCACAGGGGACAGAUUCAGUCCCGAGUUCAUGGAACGUCGGCGUCUCGAUCUACAUCGAUUCUUGCAGAGACUCUCCUCUCAUCCAACCCUGCAACGAAGCACCUUGGUCCGGGCUUUCUUUGAAUCAACGGAAUGGCAUGUGCAAAUGCACCAGCACGCCGCCCAUCCUCCACAUGCCGAGCCGACGCCUGGAAUCAUCGAUAACAUCUCAGACACUCUUCUUAAUGCGUUUUCCCGCAUGCGCAAACCCGACGAGCGCUUUCUGAGCAUGCGUGAAGGUGUAGACCAAUUCGAGGAAGGACUGGUCGUAGCAGAGCGGAUAUGGAACCGGGUGCGAAACAGAACAAGCGCUGGCACUUUGGAAUCUGGUGAAGACCUGACCGCAGAUUAUCACGAUCUUGCUGUCGCGGUUCAAGGUCUCGGAUUCCUAGAAUCGGGUAUCACUGACCCGCUCAACAACUUCUCGAAUACGCUGUUGGAGUUCUCGGCUCUUUUACGACACACGUCGCAAACAUCGCUAGACCCGUUCCUGAUCCAUCUCCAUUCACUUCUUGCGUACUCUCACGCAAACCGUGCUGUCAUGCGGCUUCGUGACCAGAAGCAGCUUGAUUUCGAGGAACUAUCUGACUACUUGGCCGGUGUCACGGCUGACAGAGACCGACUCUCAGCAGUGAUCAGUGGCCACGCUGGAAGCACUGGACUGGGGUUAGGGUCGUAUAUUAAGGAUAGGGUAGAGGCUCUUCGAGGCGCAGACGAUGACCGAAGCAGAGUUGAGAAGAUGCGGAAAUUGGACAUCAAGAUCAAAGAGCUUCAAGAUGCCGUGACCACAGCACACGAGACUUCCGACGCGUUCAGUGACGAGACAUUGCGCGAGCAGAAUGUGUUCCAGUACGCGAAGGAGGCCGAAAUGAAAGAGAUGCUAGGAGGACUGGCAGAUGGGCAGAUCGAAUUCUACAAAUCAGCCAUGGAAGAAUGGGAAAGAAUCAUUCCACUCAUUCAACGCAUUCGUGUACAUCCUUGAUACAUCUAUUAUAUUCCACAUAUCGGAACUUGGAUGGCGUGAAGUCAUCGCUAUCCCCCAGCUUCAACCUUCCGGGUCUGACAUCUCACUUUGGGUGGUUUUAGUGGAUUUGGGUGUUCGCUCGACGGUCGGAGGUUGCGGUGCUUGUUCAGCCAGUUGGCGCUUCUUCAGAGCAUCUCUCUCCUUCUGAAGCUUGACGUCCGAUUCUUGUACUGCAAGAGAAAGCUGUCGACAAUGGUAUCAUUCACAUCUGGACAAGUUGAUGCAAAAACAUACGUUGAUUAUACCAGUGUUGAGCGCGCGUAGCCUGGGUUCCAUCAGCACAUAAACACAGACGAAGGAGGGAUGACCCGCAUGUGAAGCUCAGAAUCAUCCGAGGUACCGGGUGUAGUAUGCUGAGUGAAGGCAGGAAUCCAUGGCGGUGGGUUCUUGUGCGGUGAGUGAACUGACAUUACUUUGAUCGUGGAACCAAGUCGAGUACCUUGCUCUUGCCUUUCGGCUUGACAGGCGCAGUUUCAGGCUUGAGUUCAAGCACAAUCGCAAACGAUACAUCAUCUUGAGCCGUGCCGGUCAGGACGCGACGCGCUGGGACAUCGAACGAUCGCUCUCACCGCCACCGUUCAGAGGACCGAGUUGGGACUCGACUAGAUUGAGUUUGACGAGAAAGCCACGGAAGUACUGCCCUAGUUCCGCGGCAGCGAUUCCAUUCUCGACACUAGCUGACGCCUUCAGACUCUCACAGGAAUGUCUCGGGACAAAGCCUUUGCGCACCUGGUGUCUUUGUUGAAAGACUCAAUCUCCACCAUCUGUUCCACAGAGAACAUGAACCGCUCCAGCGCCACCUCCUCUUUGUCCUUGAUUACAACGACCACUUUCUCGACAUUCCCCGCCAAGAGUUGGUCGCGAAUCGACUUGACAGCACCGGAGAUGUAUUCGUUGAGAGCGGGGUGUCUGGACUGAUAGACAGGAGUGUCGUAUUUCUUGCGACGGACGAACAAGUCCGCUGGAUAGAUCUGCCGUACGUACAGGAUGGUGUGUAUGGCGACUUCAACUGCGAAAAUGGAUGAAAUACGCGUUCCAAGAAAGAUCGAGAGGCAUACUGAAUUCAGUUAUGGACAGAAUGGUUUCUAGGACGCGUCAGCCUUGAAGAAACACGCUGAGGUACUACUACUCACGAUUGAAGGUCAAGGUCUUCGUCGUCAUCGGAGUAUGAGUCUCGUUGAUCGGCAUUGCGGUCCGAAGCAUGAUGGCCGCGGCGUGUAACGAGCCCACCCUCGCAAUCAACUGCGCU